Molecule: messenger RNA, 1359 nt
Organism: Mucor velutinosus
Lineage: Eukaryota; Fungi; Mucoromycota; Mucoromycetes; Mucorales; Mucoraceae
Exons: 6
Coding region: 1-1359 (452 amino acids)
Biological process (GO): transmembrane transport
Cellular component (GO): membrane
Molecular function (GO): transmembrane transporter activity
Source: RefSeq, a predicted model, not a curated record
AUGGAAAUUGAACGUCAACAGUCAGUCACUGUCAAAGCAAAGGAUCCCAUUGUUGACUAUGAAAAGGGCAAAGACACAUCAGUGACCUAUGUCGAUGGAUUCAAGGAGGAAGAUCGCCUGUCAAUUGAAUCAGAAACACAAGAGUAUGUGCUAAAGCAGCCUCCAGAUGGUGGAAGAGCUUGGUUGGUCUUAUUCGGUUGCUUUUGUGGUCUCUUUUGCACGCAGGGUUAUAAUUACGUUUGGGGUAUAUUUCUGAAUUAUUACAAUCAACAUGUCUUUCCCGAUCAAAUGACGGCGUUGUCUUGGAUUGGUUCUUUAUGGUUAGCACUGGCCAAUAUUGUAGGCCCAUUUUAUAGUUGGUUUGCUGUGAAGGUUGGAUACAAAUGGAUGUUGAUUGUGGCUGUUGUGUUAUGGUCUUUGGGUAUCAUGAUGGCUAGUAUUGCGACAGAGAUCUGGCAUCUCUACUUGACUCAGGGUGUGUUGAUGGGCGUCGGUGCUUCUUUGGUAUGGUUUCCCUGUGUUAGUGCUGCUCAACAAUGGUUCUCCAAACGCAGAGGUCUCAGUGUAGGCAUCGCUAUUUCAGGCUCGGGCUUCGGUGGUCUGAUUCUCUCUAAUGUGAUACAAGCUGUUAUUGAUCAUCUGGGAUAUCAAUGGGCUCUCCGUAUUGUUGGCUUCAUCUCGUUUGUUUUGCUCAUUAUUGCUGCUUGUACUGUGCGACCUCUCAAUGUACCUCAAAAGACUGAGAUCAAGAUCUUUGACCUGCGCCCCUUCCGUAAUUUCCAAUUUGUCUUGUUAUUUACCAUCCAAUUUAUUGGUAACUUUGCUUUCAAUGUCCCUUCUAGUUUUUUGCCUGCAUACGCCGACUAUCUUGGUUUAGACCCCUGGAUCGGUACCAAUAUGUCCGCUAUUAUUUCUGGUGUAAUGAUUGUGGGUAAAAUCUCCAGUGGAUUUAUCAGCGAUUACGUCGGUCGUGCCAAUAUGACAUUUAUUACAACCACCAUGACAGGUGUAAUGUGUCUUGCUGUCUGGCUUACAGUAACGAACCCAGCUGGUAUCUGGGCAUUCGCUGCCAUGUUUGGUUAUUUUGGUGGUGGUUAUCUUGUCAUGGUGCCUGCAUUGUUAGGUCAAGUGGUGGGCAUGGAAGACAUUGAAUCUGCCAAUGGCUUGCUCUUCUUUGCUUGGUUCUUUGGCGGUUUGUUUGGUUCUCCUAUCUGUGCUGCCCUGAUUAACGAUGCCAGCGGCCAUCCUACCUACAAUCAUGCCAUCAUCUUUGGUGGUGUCCUUAUGGUAUUUGCUGGCCUAUUAGCGUGGGUAGUUCGUGUAAUGAGAGCUGGAUGGAAGCCAUUUAUCAAGGUGUAG